AUGCCGUCCGUUGUCGCCCUUCGCCCUCCCGACCGGACCGACUGGACUCACUGGAUGAAUUCACAGCACUGCAAUGGACGGUGUGGGCCUGCAACUGCCCUCCUAGACGACCGAAACAUGCAUACCUCUCGCGCUGCCUUGAAAAUUGAUACCGACCGUCGUUUCUCCCACCACGCCGCGCUCGACUCAUCUAACGAGGGCCCCAGUCCAGCUAAGCUCCGUCGAAGAGCAUCUCAAGGAUCUCUACGAACCAAGCCAUCCCCCGUCUCACGCUUUCUAUCCAAGAGCAGUGUGGCUGUCCACUUUCCUUCCUGGGACCAACGUAGCUCCUCCCCGGUCUUGCCAUCUCGAAACCGCUCGGCCGAUUCCCGACUGCGCUUGUCCACCACCGUGUCUCGCGGGCCGAGACCGUUGACGGCUCAUUCCCGCUCUCCUUCAGCAUCUUCUUCGCCGUGGAAUUCGCCUCCAUCUUCUUUCCAGUCGGAUUACCCGGCUACUUUGCCGCCUACGCCGCCGGAGGACGAUAGCCACAUUGCGUGGAACCCCCAGUCGGAAAUGCUGCUCUUUGAUGAUCAACCGCACCAAGAGGCGGGCUCUUCGGCCAUGAUGGAUGAGGGUCCCGGGAUAGAUACUUCGUCGACGGGUCGUUCGGACACUCUGAGCAGUCCGUCCGACGGGUCUACUCAUGGGUCUUCGAGCUCGGGUGGUAGUCCCGGUCCUCAGGACGAGAUGGAUUUGCAACAGGAUGUAGGAUCGUGGCUGGACCAUGGCAUCAAUGUGACUGUAUCUUCAUUGGGGAUUUCUAACCCGCGAGGGGAAGCCGUCAAGAUUGUCUCGCAAACACUUCCAUACCCACGACCUUCCGACCAGUCGAUCUCUGUCCCAAGGAACGACAGUAUCUUCUACUCCAUUGUCCGAUCUGUGCACAACCACCUACAGCCCGGCCACUCCCCUUAUAUCAAUGUCACCCACGCCGUCCCCGAACAAUUCAGUCUCUCCAACCUCCCCCACUCUCCCCCCAGUACCCCUCACUCCCCCACCGCUGCCGAUGAAUACUUCAACGCAACUGUCUUUUCCAGCGCUGCCGUUGUAGGUGCCUACCAUGACUACCGUGGGCCCAUCCAACGGCAGAUUGCACACGCCCCGAUGCCCAUUGUACCACCCCACAGUGUUCAUAUCUCCGUUCUUGAGCGAUACCUCCCUCCACCAUCUGCUCAAGAGUACCGCGAUGUCUUUUGCGCUACUCGCCCAUCUUUCCUAGUCGAUCGUCUUUGUGAGCUGUCUCCAGACGGCGGCUCUCUCCUCUUCGUCUACCCCACCAAGAAGGGUGCCUCGACCUUCAAGUCCCAGUACUUGGGUCCCCUUCUUGACCCGCUGCUACGCCAGCUGGUCGUAGUCAAUGGUCUCUCUGCCGAUGUGGGCCGUUAUCUGGGCAAGCUCUCAACUGUUUCCAUGAUGGACGACUUUGCCACGAUGAAGGCCAACAUCGUUGCCCUCUGCGAGGAUCUGAGUUCUUCAUCCUCGCAGUUCCACGUUGCGGAUGCCGGCAAGGCCAGCGCCCAUCUGGACCGUGAUCUCUGGGUGGAAUGGUAUAUCCAUCAAGAGAAGGCCCGGAUGAAGGAGGUGCUGAGCCUGUACUGCCAGAAUGGCCGCCGUCCACCGAUCAGCAAGGCCCUCACCACCGGUGGCUCCAGCGGUCUUAUGCCCGACAAGGAAGUUACCUCUUCCAUGCUUCUGGGCGAGAUCUUCGACGGCAUCCGCAAGCGCCACUAUGGCGAGGACAAUGAGCCUAGGGAUGGUGUUGAGCUGGGUGUGUUCGUGAUCCGACGCAGCCACUAA
This is a messenger RNA of Penicillium cataractarum, 1839 nucleotides long. RefSeq lists its product as uncharacterized. Lineage: Eukaryota; Fungi; Ascomycota; Eurotiomycetes; Eurotiales; Aspergillaceae. Bases 1 to 1839 code for a protein of 612 amino acids. The record is from RefSeq and is a predicted model, not a curated record. The transcript is spliced from 2 exons.